AUGAACGAUAACAGAAAGUUUUCUCUAUCAUCAAAUGGGAGAGUGCACGACAUGCCAACGCCGGCACCGCCUCCGCCGGCGUCUACCUGCCGCCUGCACCUCCACCCGGCGCUGCUCGCCACCGCGCCGGAGUCCCCCUCAUCCGCGCCAGCAGACCACACCCCGCAACCCGCGAGCGCACCCUCGUCACUCCUGCAGCCCAUCCCGCAGCAGCUCGCCUCCUGCCGGUCGACGCUCCCGCGCCUGAGUGACCGCCAACCAUCGCCGCUCGUCGCUCCGCCCGCCACCGUCGCGUCCCGUCUGGCCUGCAGCCCGCCCCGACUCGCGACGACCCGGCUCUGCUCUGCCCGCGAAGCCUACGCUGCUGCCAAGCCGCUCCACCAGCCUGACGAAGCCGCCACUGUGCCGAUCCGCGACGACCCCGACGCUGCUCCUGGUCCGUUCAUCGCCGAUCCGCCUGCGACAGCCCGACACCUUCUCUUGCUCGCUCGUCGCUGCAACCGCUCGGGUUUUCCUCUGCCGCACCGUGCCUCGCUUCACCCGCGACGCCUUUGCUCCGACACCCAGCAGAUCCGCUCCGAGCCGUUCCACCAGCCCGACGAAGUCACAGCCCGACGCCGAUCCUCCGCCGUUGCUGCCGAAUCGCCUCCGGAGCAGCCAUCGACUCCACCGAGCGCCGAUCCACCGCCGCACGCCUCUGCCUCUAGUCCGACUCCCGGCGGUCCCCUCUGCACCAGCAACGACGCCCUGCUCCGCGCGCACCUCAGACCGUCGUCAACGCCACAGCAACCGCCGGCGACUCUGAGCUGCUCCGCCCCCUUGCCCGCUGGUCGCUGCUGCUGA
Messenger RNA from Eucalyptus grandis, 843 nucleotides. Its product is annotated as proline-rich protein 36-like. Bases 1 to 843 code for a protein of 280 amino acids. Lineage: Eukaryota; Viridiplantae; Streptophyta; Magnoliopsida; Myrtales; Myrtaceae. The record is from RefSeq and is a predicted model, not a curated record. The transcript is spliced from 2 exons.